GGAGAUGCAUAACUGAAAUGGCAGGAAGGAGGGAGGAGGGUGAAUGUGGCAGGCGGAACCGAGCAGCACAAAGUAAGAGCAGAUCCCAUAUCUGUUACCAGCGGAGGGAGGUGCAAUAAGUAUUUCUUAGUAAUACGGAGAGUUUAUAGUGGGAGAGAGACGGGCGCACUUCUGACAGAUAGGAAAUAUCUUCCUCUCCGGCUUCGCUCGCAGUGACGUCACAUUUCUCUACGUGUAGCUGAAGCGCUGGAACCGGCUCCCUUUCCUGUCAUAGCGGCGGGGGGGGGCUGAGUCACGUGAUUCAUUGCCUGGCAGUGUCAGGGAAUGCCGUACCUGCCGCUGGCUGCUGAGGAGCGGGCUGAAUGGGACUCAGGCUCUCAGCCACUGGCACGUAAGUCUGUAACAGCAACCGGGAGAAAAAACCAUUAAUCAUGAAGAUUGGCAGGCUACCUUGUGUUCUUUUAUUUGUGUUGUGCGUUGUAUUAUUUAUUACUUAUAUAAAGUGGAAGCCAAGAAAAGAACAAGCCCUUGAUUCUUCAGAUUUGCAGAGUAAAGAUACAAAUGACAUAGGCAGAUUAAGCAGCAAGAAUGAAAUAUUUUAUGGAAUAAUGUUUGAUGCCGGAAGCACAGGAACAAGGAUCCAUGUUUAUCAGUUUAGCCGGACACCCAGUGGAGCACCAAAUUUGGACCAUGAAGAGUUCAGAGCAUUAAAGCCAGGGCUCUCUUCUUACGCUGACAACCCUUUAAAGUGUGCUCCAGGAAUUAAUGAGUUGCUGGAUAUAGCCAAGAAGGAAAUACCUCAGAACUUGUGGGCAUCUACACCACUGGUACUCAAAGCUACUGCUGGGUUGCGCCUCUUGCCUGGGGAAAAAGCACAGAAACUGCUUGAUAUGGUGAGGGAACUCUUCAAGGCUUCCCCUUUCCUAAUUGGGAAAGAUAGUGUUUCUAUAAUGAAUGGAACUGAUGAAGGAAUAUUUGCCUGGAUUACAGUCAAUUUUUUGACAGGUAGUCUAACCAGCCAUGAAAAGAAACACUCGGGAAUGCUUGAUCUUGGAGGAGGAUCAACACAAAUUACUUUUUAUCCUUACUCAAAGAAUACAUUGACUAGUUCUCCACCUGGCUAUAUCACAGAAUUUGAACUCUUUCACAACACCUACAGUCUUUAUUCACACAGCUAUUUAGGGUAUGGAUUAAUGUCUGCAAGGCUGGCAAUCAUGGGAGGAGAAGAGGGAAAAGCUUUAAAAGAAGGAGAAGAGUUAGUAACUUCCUGCCUCACACCUGAACACAAGACAGAGUUUAAACAUGCAGAAAUAACAUACAAGAUAAAAGGGCAAAAAAAUGAUGAGCCUUUGUACGUAUCAUGUUAUAAAAGAGUGCUAGCAGUACUUGGUGGUAAAGUUGAACGGUCCAAGGAAAUACCAAACCUGUUCUUCUAUGCAUUUUCCUAUUACUAUGAUCGUGCUGUGGAUGCUCACCUGAUUGAUCCUGAACUUGGUGGCUCACUAAAAGUUAAAGAUUUUGAUAUGGCAGCAAAAAAAGAAUGUAAACUUAUAGAAGAGGCGCCAGGAGAGAAGCCAUUCCUUUGCAUGGAUCUUACGUAUAUAACUGUUCUCCUGCAGGAGUCUGGUUUCCCAGUGGAAAAGGAGCUAAAGCUUGCUAAAAAGAUUAAUGAUGUGGAAACCAGCUGGGCCUUGGGAGCAACAUUUUACUAUACCAGUAUAAUGAACAAACAGCACUUGUGAAACUUCACUUGUAGAUAACUCUGGGAGAAAAAAACUGUGAAUCUGGAGACUAUGUGAGCAAACAUAAUGAUAUAUGGACAUUCAGCAGUGGCAAAGAUUGGUCAGAUUUUAGCUCUGGCAGAAUAUGUGCUAUGUUUACACAUUGUGAAAAGGAAUUUUUUUAAUUUAUUUUUCUGAGGAUGGAUGGCUAAUUAACAAAUCUUUAACUGUGUAGGAUGUUUACUCUUGUAAUGUUUGUGUGAAAUUAUAAUGAAGGGAAAGUAAACCUAAACAACCCCUGAGAUGCUUCGCAGUAACUUCUCCCCCCCACUGAUUUCACUGAAAUCCCAAUGCUUUAUUAUAGGGUACUGAUCUUUACCAGGAUGAAGUAUUACAUUUAUUUAUUAGAUAUAUAAUAGGGAUGGAUAAAUCAAAGCUUUUGUCCAGAAGUUAUCCAAAUUGCGGCUUUUUUUCUUGCAUGAUUUAGAUUCAGCCAAGGUAACUGCCCCUUGGCUGAACUGAUAGAUAUUAUACAAAGUGGCUGUACUCUAAAUACUGUUGCCCCAUGUCUGUUGGCAUGAAGUGUCAUAUCUUCCUUAUCUGUCAAAUGAUGCACAUGUCCAGACUGUAAGGUAGUUGGGUCAAUCAUACAAACUGCUGACCAAACCUGGGCAUGUAUGGCCUUUGUAUUAUGGCCUUAGUAAAUUACAUUACUUGCAGCUAUUCGGUUUAAUCAUGGGGAAGUGCCUUCUUUUGCAUCUUCCUGUGAUUAAGCUGGGUCACUGUGAAUAAUAUAAUUUACUUGGAGUGAUUCAGAUCUUAGUUAAGGGCAUGGCAUUUUUGUGAGAUUUGUUGCCCACUGUAGCGCAUUUUUACAGCGGCCGACAAAUCUCCCUGCCAUUGCCCUAAUGGUGAGGCUGUUAUUGUUUAAGAAAAAUUAUCAGAUUUCCCUCCAGAAAGAAAGCAAAAUGGAUGCUAUAUGUGUAAUUGCUGCAUACGUGGGACUCCUAUAAUGUGUGUAAUCAAUUUCUUUUACAUUGUAACAAAUGUCUCGUAAAGGAUAAGGUACGUUUUUUAUGAACGUGUGGUCCAUUCUAGAAUAAUGAAUUGUUGUAUCCAUGCAGGAAGAAAUAUGUAUAACACCAUUGUGUCUAAUAGGAAGACAAUGUUUUAAUGAAACAUGAAUUAUUACCUGGAAUCUAAUUCUAAUGCAUCAUUAGGGUUGCUUUGUCAUUACCAUUGAUUAAAGGGGUGUUGCUGAUAUUCAGUAAGGUGUCUUAAAAAUGUAACGUGCUGUAUCCUUUCUGUAUCAGAAUAACUGCCCCUUCCUUCAUGCAGCUUAACUGAGUCUCACUACUGUGCCUUCUGCUUUGCUUUUACUCAAUCCCCUAUUUAUUCUCAAAUAUUGUUUAUUCUGCGUAUCAAACCAUUCAUAUAUAGAGUGACAAAAAUAAUUCUUCAUUAAAAACUAAAGAUUAGUAAACCUUCUAAUACUUGAAAUAAAAUGUAUAAUUUCCUUUUAACCUGAAUGGUACAACACAUGUUAGCUACCACAAACUGAAAUCCAGCACACUUGCCUAUACAUUCACAAAUCACAAUUUUAUCCAUAGAAAGACAGUGUCCACUGUGUGGUUUAAAAUUGUUUAGAGAAACAGGGUAUACUUAGUUCUUAUCCACUGGUUAAUCUCAGGCAGUCCAGUCUUAGUUUUGGGGUGGGUCUGGUUCUAAAUUAAGCAUGAAGCAUUUCACCUCCCCCCCCUUCCUCUGUAUGGCUAGGUAACCACAGGUGUUUUUACCUGUACAUCUAACAAAAGGCCUAUUGCAAACCCACAUAAUUUCUUAGAAUAUGUCCCGAUUAUUUUACAUUUAAGUUUAGAAAUGCUGUAUUAUAUAUACACAUGCAUUUAUUAUAUUAGCUUGUUUGCGGACAGAAGUAAUAUACAGGAAGACAUGCUUCUCCAUAGAGCAAACACCCUUCCAGUGCACAGAAACUGAGUUUAAAAAUACAACACCAUAGAAAGCAAAUCAUCCAAAUGCCAGCUGCAUUUAUGUUAAUUUUUUAAUGGAUAAAAAAAUAUGACAUACCCAGGUGAACAUAAAAAUAAAACAGUAUAAUUUUUUUAACUUUCUAAUUCGCUUCUCAAUGGCAUGCAUCUACUGAAGCAGACUUCUGAAAUGGCCUACUCCUAGACAGACAGAGCCGUGCUCCUUGACAGACAGACAGAGCCGUGCUCCUUGACAGACAGACAGAGCCGUGCUCCUUGACAGACAGGCAGAGCCGUGCUCCUUGACAGACAGGCAGAGCCGUGCUCCUUGACAGACGGGCAGAGCCGUGCUCCUUGACAGACGGGCAGAGCCGUGCUCGUGGACAGACGGGCAGAGCCGUGCUCGUGGACAGACGGGCAGAGCCGUGCUCGUGGACAGACAGGCAGAGCCGUGCUCGUGGACAGACAGGCAGAGCCGUGCUCGUGGACAGACAGGCAGAGCCGUGCUCGUGGACAGACAGGCAGAGCCGUGCUCGUGGACAGACAGGCAGAGCCGUGCUCGUGGACAGACAGGCAGAGCCGUGCUCCUGGACAGACUGACAAAGCCGUGCUCCUGGACAGACUGACAAAGCCGUGCUCCUGGACAGACUGACAAAGCCGUGCUCCUGGACAGAAAGACAAAGCCGUGCUCCUGGACAGAAAGACAAAGCCGUGCUCCUGGACAGACAGGCAGGCAGAGGCGUGCUCCUGGACAGACAGACAGGCAGGCAGAGGCGGCUCCUGAAGAGACAGACAAAGCCGUGCUCCUGGACAGACAGACAGACAGGCGGAGGCGUGCUCCUGGACAGACAGACAGGCGGAGGCGUGCUCCUGGACAGACAGACAGGCGGAGGCGUGCUCCUGGACAGACAGACAGGCGGAGGCGUGCUCCUGGACAGACAGACAGGCAGAGGCGUGCUCCUGGACAGACAGGCAGGCAGAGCCGUGCUCCUGGACAGACAGACAGACCCGUGCUUCUAAACAAGAUCCCUACCCAAAAACAAACAGACCUGUACUCAAAAACCCUUAUUCAAUAUAUGAAAUAGGUUUCAAAUGUGGAAUUUUAGAGGUGAGUUAAAGGACAAUAAAAACAACCUUUAGGAUGCAUUUAUCUUAACCUGUUUUAAAGAGUAAAUGUAUUUUAGGAGAAUGUUUGUAUCACUCACUGUAAGUUUAUAUAUUUGCAUUGUGAUUUGGGUAUAUGAUUUCAGGAUGUGAAGCAAAGGUGGGACUUUGUAAUAAUGAUCUUUUAUAAUGCAAUCAACUGUAAAUCUGAUAAGUUUUAACUACAAUUCACCUUUGUGCCUAUGUCAAAACUUGCAACUUCAUGAAAGAAUUGUCUGCAUUUAGCUGUUACUAUUACAGUGGCAUGAAAGUGUGUCCCAAGCUCUGGCCAUCUGUAGUCUAACAUAAGUGCUAGUGCAUGGUGGUGUUGUGCUUACUAACAUGGCUAAUGCAGCAAGCUGCUAAGCUAGAAUUAGAGACCUGAGAUGUCGGGCCCUAAAGUCUCCUCCAGGUUGAAAUUUUUUCAGUAGCUUUACCACUUAAUUAUAACAGGGCUGCAUAUGGGCAGAACAUCAGAACUGAGCCUUUAAAUUAAGGACUUUGGUCUUAAAGUUGGUUCUGCCAAAUACACCUUUAUGGAGCAAACUGUGUUACAACAUACCAGCUUGGUGGCUCUAGAGUAGAAGUACCACAAUUGCUGGCGUGCCCCAAAAGCAACAUUGCCACUGAAUGUAGACAUGACACAGCAAUGAUAGUAACUUUCAGUCAACCACUAAGCUUUAUGGCUGAUCUUGGACAUUUCAAGACCUGUGUAACUGGCACAGAGCUUUUUAAGCUUCCCUGUUUACAGGCCUAUUUUACAGUUGAGGGGCAUGUUUUAUUGUUGCAUCUGCCACUCUGCAAACUAUUUUGUGCCUGAAAGAUAUUCACUGACAAAUAUGGCCUUUGGCAGGUUUAGAGAUCUCAAAUGUAGUGUAAAUCAAAGCACAAUUAAAUGUUAUAUUCAAAUUACACACACAAAUGUGCCAAUUAUGCCCGGUAAUCAUGUACCUGCUGUAGAUCUGCAAGCACUUAGAAGCAAUGGAUUCUGGUUCCAGUAGUGUUUCUUAUUUUUCUAUACUACUAUUAUUAUGUAUGUUUCUAAUUUAUUGGUCUAAAUUUGUAGUUCUGUAAAUUUUUGUAACGUAUGCCUAACAAAUUGUCUUUUUUUAAUGUUCUAAGCCUGAUUGUGCAGUAGCAAAGAGUGCACUUGUGUAGACUGUGUAUUCAAGGGCUAAGUUGUACCUCAGGACUGCAAAACGUGUACUGUAAUAAAGACAGUGAAUGUACUA
Molecule: messenger RNA, 6081 nt
Organism: Xenopus tropicalis (tropical clawed frog)
Lineage: Eukaryota; Metazoa; Chordata; Amphibia; Anura; Pipidae
Gene: entpd6
Product: ectonucleoside triphosphate diphosphohydrolase 6 (putative)
Exons: 15
Coding region: 432-1742 (436 amino acids)
Cellular component (GO): plasma membrane; Golgi apparatus; extracellular region
Molecular function (GO): GDP phosphatase activity; hydrolase activity; CDP phosphatase activity
Source: RefSeq, a predicted model, not a curated record